CCGUCCUCCGUCGCUUCCUGACGUUUUGUUCACGCGCGGGCUCCUUGCUCCCUGUCUGACUCCCCCACCUGGCGCGCGCCCCAAAGGGCAGAGCCCCGUCGGGCUCCUUCCCAGUCCCCGGAACCUGCCUGCCUGUAGACCGUGCUCAGAACAUGUGAGUUUGGUGACGAUCAGAUCAGCAGAUGUGAUGCUGGACUUGGAAAAAAGCCUGGCCAGGCAGUGGACCCUGGAGGACGAGGAGGAACAGGAGCGAGAACGGCGGCGGCGACACCGGAACCUGAGCUCCACCGCGGACGGCGAGGUGGCCCAGCCGGCCCAGGACGGAGACCCGGCGGCCCCAGCGAGAGGAUACCUUAGAAGCCCGACGUGUAAAGCAGAUAAAAGCGAUCCUGAUUUAAGCGAUGGUGGCUGGGGGUGGGGGGCACGGCCCUCCUUCCUCGUCCCUCCCACGUGGCCCCAGAGGCAUCUUCACUGGGUCGGGUGGGGGGCACCCCAGGGUCUCUCCCACCUCUGCCGGCCUCUGACUCUGUCUCCCGCCCCAUCUCCCAUCUUGCGACUCAGACUGCCGAGCGUGGAGGAGAUGGAGGUCCCCCCCGGAGCGCCCCUAGACUCCGGAGGUGAGGCCGAGGGCGUGCGGGCCGCCCUCAGGGCGCGGCAGGAGUGGGGGCAGAGGCAGCGGGAGGUGGAGCUCGCACCGGCCCCCGUCCCGGAGCAGCUGGAGGCAGAGGAGGGGGGCGGCGCGGGCACCGGGCAGGCCGGGCAUCCGCCCCUGGCGCCCGAGAAGGAGCUGGAGCCGCUGCCUCGCCGGAGACUCAGCCGGGAGCAGUGGAGCUCCUGGGUCCGGGAGGAGGAGAGCCUGGCAGGCAGGGAGCCGGCAUGCAGCGGGAAGGGGGGCUCAGAGAAGCCCUCUGCCCCGGAGAAGACAUCGGCGCCCGAAAAGAGCCUGGACUCCAAGGAAAUCUCCGCCUCCAAGAAGACCCCCAGCCCUGAGAACGUGUCUGUGUCCCAGAAGAUCGCAGUGUUGGAGAAAAGAACCAUCUUGGGAAAGAGGUUGGUUCUGGAAAAAACGAGUGUCUUGGAGAAGCUGCCGUCCCCGGGGAAGACGUCGGACUCAGAAAAGAGACUGACGUCUGAGAAAGCAGCAGUCUUUGAGAAGACCCCGGCCCCUGAGACGCAGCUGGCCCCAGUGAGGGCGGCGGCCCCAGGGCAGCCCCAGCCCCAGCCCCAGGAGCAGCCAGCCUCUGCGGAGAGCCCGUCCACCCCCAAGGGGCAGGGGCCGGCCGGCCCCGAGCAGGAGCCCCCGUCCUCGGCGGGGCUGCGGGAGCAGGGCUCGCAGCGUCCGGCUGUGACUUGCCACCUCCCACCCAUCACUCUCCAGAUGAAAAUCCCCAGCAAGGAGGAUGAGGCGGACGCGCCCUCGCCCACCCAGGCCACCUACAGCAGCUCCCUGAAGCACUCCAGCCCCAGGACCAUCUCCUUUCGGAUGAGCCCCCGGAGAGAGCACUCAGAGGCAGCCUUAACCCGCAGCAUCAGCAUGAGGCUCCCGGCCAGCUCCUCCACACUGGGCCAGAAGCUGGAGAGAUACCACACCGCUGUACAGAGAUCAGAGUCGGUCAGGUCUCCGGGCCCCUCCCGCGCCGAGCUCUUGGUGGCCCCCGUGGACGUCGCCGGCAAGCGCCAUCUCUUUGAGAAGGAGCUGGUGGGUCAGGGCCGAGAAGGACCAGCCUCCAGCCGGAAGCUCUCUUUUCAGGAGGACUUGCGGCUCUCGGGGGUUGUGACGUCGAGGCUCAACCUGUGGAUCGGCAGGACCCAGGCGUCAGGAGAUCAGGACCCGCAGGAGGCGCAGAAAGAGUCGGCAGCCGCCAGGAGGGUCCAGUGGAGGAAGAAAGCAGACUCCUCCCUGGAUGCCAAGGUGUGAGAAGCCUGGUCUCGAGGCUCAGCAGGCGCACCUCUGUCUCGUCACCCCCGCUCCCUUUCUGCCUUGGACCUGGGACCAGGAGCGUGGGGGGCACUCAGCCAGCUCCUUCGCUGCCCAGCCUCCGGGGCAGGUGUGCCUGGCCCCUUGUCCUGCUGCGGGCACGGCGGAUCCUGGGCCCCUGCGCCAGCCUGGACGCAGCACGAGUCUCGUCCGCGCCUCCGGCCUCGGCGUCCUGUCCAGAGAAGCCUCCUCCUCCUCCCUUCCAGGCUCAGGGGCGCCGUCCUGCAAGAAGCCCAGGGUCCCUGCCUGGUCUGAGCCCAGCAGGUGGCUCCGCGUACCUCUCAGAGGCCGGUCCACCCACUUCGGCCAGGCUGGAAGAGUCACACUCUCUUCUUUGGCCCCGUCCCGAGCCACGCUGUGCUCCCCUCCCCCCGUUCUCAGGAAAGAGCUGAUAAACUCAUUCAC
Physeter macrocephalus (sperm whale) is the source of this 2383-nucleotide messenger RNA. RefSeq names its product ladinin 1 (gene LAD1). Gene Ontology annotation, molecular function: structural molecule activity. NCBI's taxonomy places the organism in Eukaryota, Metazoa, Chordata, Mammalia, Artiodactyla, Physeteridae. The transcript is spliced from 10 exons. Bases 188 to 1918 code for a protein of 576 amino acids. The record is from RefSeq and is a predicted model, not a curated record.